GGUGGUGGAGGAUAUGCAAAGGUGUCAAGGUGAAAAAUGAUUAGGCGGGGGAAAGGCGCGGGAAAAGCUAGCAGGGGGACAGAAAAGAGUCAACCAGCCCUACCACUGCAGCUGGGUGGACAGUUACGAGACCUAAUCUAUCUUUGCACGUCUAAUCAGCGCACACACACACACUCACACGGCACGGGCCAGAGAUUUCACGACCAACUGUGACUGUGAGAGUAGGAUGGAUGGGCAAAGGCGGAUUCACUGGAGCUGAAAAGAUGAGAGAGUACGCCGGCAGCAGUACUACUGACACUGGCUAGCUAUGUGUGUGUGUGUACUGUGUACAAUGGCUGGCUGGCUAGAAAGAGCGAGGUGAGGCAAGCGCUACGUUGGCACCUACCUGAGAGCGACCCCCCGCCUUCCGCCUUGAGGCCCCUUUUAUACUCUCGCCUCGCUUUGCCUUCCCUCCAUCGCUCCGUCGGUCCUCUCACCGGCCCGUCGACAUUGCCUUCCGCCGCCCGCCGCCUUCCGCUCGCGACAGCCGGCGCCGACGUACGGCACGCCAUUGAGCGUUGGUUCGUGUCGUCUUAGCCGGCCGGCGGCAUGUCGAAGCGGCCGGGAGGGACGAAGAAGAGGCUGAAGCGCGGCCUCUGGUCGCCGGAGGAGGACGAGAAGCUGAUGAACCACAUUGCCAAGUACGGCAACGGCUGCUGGAGCUCCGUCCCCAAGAUUGCAGGCCUUGAGAGGUGCGGGAAGAGCUGCAGGCUGAGGUGGAUAAACUACCUGAGGCCGGACCUCAAGAGGGGCGCCUUCUCGCAGGAGGAGGAGGACCUCAUCAUCCACCUCCACUCCAUCCUCGGCAACAAGUGGUCUCAGAUCGCCGCGCAGCUGCCCGGCCGCACCGACAACGAGGUCAAGAACUUCUGGAACUCCUUCAUCAAGAAGAAGCUCCGCCAGCGCGGCAUCGACCCGGCCACCCACAAGCCGCUCGCCCCCGCCGCCGCCGCCGCCGCCGCCGCGCCAGUCAGCCGCAGCGCCGUGUUCAGCGAGGCCGAGCUGAUACUGUCGUCGCCCGUGGGGGAAGUGGGACAGCACAUGCCGCCGCUGGUGUCGGCGGAGAGCUACGUGUACAGCCGGGGCAGCAUGGACGGCGCCGCCGGCGUGCACGCCGCGGUGGGCGGGUGCAGCGACGACGGGUCCCUGUCGUCGCUGUCUGGGUACAACAACAACAACCAGACGGCGGACUUCGCCGGGUACCUGGACGCGGACGCGCUGCACGGCGCGGUCAUCCCGUCGGUGUCCAGCUCCAGCACGCUAAACUCGAUGGCCGGCGUGAGCCCCGGCGGCGCGGCCAACGCCAACGCCAACGCCACGGACGAGCUGUGCUGCAACAACAACAGCAACAACCACCACCCGAGCAACAGCGGCAGCGGGUUCGAGUCGUCGACGACGCAGAGCACCAGCAACCACCACCUGCCGUGGCUGGAGCUGGGGUCGAUCAGCAGCUGCACCGAGGACGCGAGCGGGGCCGGCGCCGGCGCCGACCACUACGGCGCGGCGCUGGACGAGCUCAAGUGGUCCGACUACGUGUUCGACGGCGGCUACCAGCAGUACCACCAGCAGGCGCAGUGCAUCUACGGCGACAGCAAGGCGGCCGCCGACGCCGCGGCGGCGGCGCAGUUCGACGCGCACGGGCUCGUCGGCAUCAACUGGUGCUUGAAUUGAACUCGUCCGACCAAUCGACAGCCCGCGCGACACCAACGUACGGCCGGCCGGCGGCCGGCCAGCAAGAGAUCCAGAUUGUAACGUUCGUAUACGUGAGCUUAUAAUACCCUACCCUCUCCUACAGUAGCUGCUACUAAGAAAUGUUUGGUGAGGUUUUGGCUUGUAAAUUGUUUCUCCCUUACGUUCUCUCCUCUCUUUCUUUCUUUCUUUCUUUCAUCUUGAUCUUGGUGAUCGAUCGAUUGAUUGAUUGAUCUGUAUAACUUUGCGUGUAAAAGUGCAUAUGACGAACACAGAAGGAUAUCGGUGGAGGGAUACACAUCAUAUAUUACUCCUACUAUAGACUAUAUAUAAAGGUAUUUGAUUUUUUGCGUGGUUGAUUAAA
This is a messenger RNA of Hordeum vulgare subsp. vulgare (domesticated barley), 2092 nucleotides long. RefSeq names its product transcription factor MYB102-like. Gene Ontology annotation, biological process: regulation of stomatal movement. Bases 589 to 1710 code for a protein of 373 amino acids. The transcript is spliced from 2 exons. The record is from RefSeq and is a predicted model, not a curated record. Lineage: Eukaryota; Viridiplantae; Streptophyta; Magnoliopsida; Poales; Poaceae.